This is a messenger RNA of Letharia lupina, 1209 nucleotides long. RefSeq lists its product as uncharacterized. NCBI's taxonomy places the organism in Eukaryota, Fungi, Ascomycota, Lecanoromycetes, Lecanorales, Parmeliaceae. The transcript has 2 exons. The record is from RefSeq and is a predicted model, not a curated record. Bases 1 to 1209 code for a protein of 402 amino acids.
AUGACCUCAACCAGAGCACUACCAGAUUGGCUAGGCUGCACUCCUCACCCAACAGAGCUCGAGCUCCUAGACCAUACCCUUAUCUUCGACGUUAUCCAUGCUGUCGCUCACACGAGGCUUUUGACCGUGGUGCUACCUGGCAGAAAUCGCCUUCGCCUCUUCGAGAACGAUUCUAAACCAAAUCUGGAAUCUUCCUCUGACAAUUCGAAGAGGAGAAGCGCUGCGCUUGCUGACAGCAACGACGAGUCUGAUCUGUUUGUACCAUCGUUACGUCAAGGUACGACCCUGAAGAAGCAACGUCUGGAGUCUUCCGCUCCUAAGCAAAGGGCAGUAUUAAGAGCCAAAGUCGCGCUGAAUUCAGACAACAAAGCUCGCCCUGAGCCUCGAGGCCAGCCAGAAGUGUGGGCAGAGAUGCGACGAGCAUUAUGCGAGUCGCUAACUUGCUACCAGGCAUACCAGUCAGGUGCCUACACUUGGGGAAGCUCAAAUGGGUCGGCUGGUUAUGCGUACGGCUUUCUCUUAGAUAACGAUAAUGACGACUAUGGCUAUAUGGACGAGAAAGUCGUGAUUACCAGACUCGGCGGAUGGGUGAAGAGUACAUGGAAGGGUCUCAGAGCACGUGGACGCACGUCGGCUCACCGCACGGAGAUCCUUCAACCGCAAUCAUUCCGCACUGGCUUUCUGAAUGAAUACAUCCUCUUCGGCCUAAUCGGUCCUCUGAAUGCCGACGAUGACAACUUCAUCACACGCUGGAUGGUCGAGCACGGCUGGAAACUCAAGAUCCAAUACUCGGAGGACGCCUGCAUCGAAACCACGCUGGGGGAAUAUCCCAAAUUCCUCUCCCAAUGCAUGAGGUGGGCGCGCACGACCUGGCGCAGCAACCCUCUCAGCCUCCUAUCGAGCCGAACCUGGACCACGCAGCCAUGGUCUAUUUACGCCGUCUACCUCACCUCCUUCGUCAACUUCGCCCUCUUCUACGACGCCGUACUCCUCUCCACACCCUGGAUUUAUCUCAACACCCAAAGAAUCAGCCGCUCCGUUGAGCCCUUCACCGGGAUAUUGACCCUCUGCUUUUGGAUCUUUUGCACGAAACUCAUCAAACCCCGGCCACAUUUCCGGCGACAUCCUCGUGAUCUGGCAUCGUCCUCUCCAAAUACUCUUCCAACCCCAGCAUCGAACCCCUACCGCAUCUCGACUACUUUCUCAUAA